UGGAUAUUAACAUGUGAUGGUGGUAGUGGUGGAAAUGAGUCUCAUACGAUACGCACCCACACAAGCGGAACUAUCUAACGAACGUAUCUUCACCCCUGCCUGCCUCCCUCCUAUCCCUCUCAACACAUACUAGCUAGUUGGUCUCUUCCUCUCGAACUCUCGGCUGCCGCCGCUGCUGCUGCUGCUGGUGGUGGUGGUCUUGGUGGUUGUCAUCCGCCCCAUCCUCGACCAUGAGCUGCUCCCACGCCUCUGGCCGCACUAUUUCCUUGAGGGCCCUCGCUACCUGCCCACCACCACUACCACCAUCAUGGUCAUGCUGCAGCUCAGACAGACUGGCCUGGAGGUGCUCCAAUGCGCCACACCGGCUGCCGCCGUCUGCCUGGUCGGCCGACUGGCACUUGCGGAACAGCUGCUCGGGGCUGCCGCCCUCCGUCAACACCUUCCUGCACACACACACACACACACACAGACACAGACACAGUCUCUCACUGGGGUGUGGUGUUGAUCAUGCCUUGUUGCCCUUGCCCUGCUUACAUGAUGUCGUGGAUGAAGGUCGUGAGUCGAUGUGUCUUGAGGUAUGUGUGCAGCAGGGCGGUGGCCUGCCGCACGUGGAAGCGGCCGAGCAGGUGCUGCAGCAGCAGCGUCACUCGGCACGUCGACACGGCGUGAUGCAUCACCUCGCUAAGCGCCCCCCUGCUUGUGAGGAGCGCCGGGUCGUCCUCGGCAGACGACUGCGAUGAAGAAGGGCCCGACAGCACCGCUACCAAGUCGUUGUAGUGGCCCCCGUCAACCACACACUGACACAACAGCCGAACAGAGAUAGAUAGAUGUGUGCCGACGGUCAGACAAGUGAGUACCUUGACUAGGAUGGUUCUAUAUGCGACCGGACAGGCCUGGCUCCAGAAGCCCAGGCACCGCACCGCCACCAGCGGCUCCCUCUGCACCAGCUGCGCUUCCAGCACACCCACAUCCACCGACGAGGGCAGCAGCUGCAGCAACGCUAGCAGCACCGUCGCCAGCCGACACUCCACCUCUCGCAGAUCCCCCUGCACCGCCGCAAGAAGCUUGCCCGAGUCAGCAACGGCAGACGUCAGCUGUGGUGUGCCGAGGGCCGCGUGAAGUGGGCCGUGGAUGUCGCUGUGCAGUGAUUGGAUGAGGGCGGGGGGUGCGUGUGGGAGGCCGUCGUCAGGUGUGGAGAGGGCGACGAGGGAUGAGAGGGCUGCGAUGGUGCGUGCGAUGAGGGCCUCGAUGUUGAGGUAGGGCAGGGAGGGCGACCGCUGGAUCGACAUGCUCAGCGAAUCCAACCUGAUCCAUCCAUCCAUCCAUCCAUCUCGCAAAACCAAUCUCUGGGCUGCUUUCCACCUGUGUGUGUGUCCCUCACUGACCAGCACGUGAACGACGGCGGCACGAGUCGUCUGCCCUCCUCCUGGGCAUGAACCGUCCUCCUGUCCAUCGGCCCCCCAGGUGCCCUGGCCUCGUCGAUGGCCUCCCGCACCCGCCCCGCAUACGCCUCCACCGCCCUCAUUGGGGCCUCGAACACAGCCUGCAGCGCCUGCAGCAGCUCGCCGUCAUCUGCGGGCAGCGCGAAGGCCAGGCCCUCUUGCAGCGCCCCGACGAACUCCCGGAUGAAGCCGGCAUUGGUGUUGAGGUCGCCCUCGGCCGUGAGUGUCUCGUGGCUGGGCGUCUUUGUGUGUGCGAGGAGGGAUGUGAGGACACUGGCGAGCAGGGAGGCGUCGGCGAUGUGGAAGUCGAGACAGAGGCUGGCGAUGAGCUGCAGGGUGGGGGGGUCGGACCGGUGCUUCUGCCCGCGCCAGAGGGACCGCGCCAGGCCGGCCUUCUCGCAGUGGUAGAACUUCUUGAUCUCCUGUAUGCCAUGCGGUGACACACAAGACAGGACAGGGGCCGUGCCGUCACUGCAUCCCAUCGCUCUGUGGUCGUGCAGGGUGUGGUUCGUUCGCCACCUCAGCUGACCUGCACGACUCCGAGGCUCUGGAGGCAGUGCAGGUAGUAGUAGUGCAUCCAUAUGACCUCGAGGUCCUUCCAUGGCUUGCCAUAAAUCCUCUCUAUCACGUCCGUCGGCGCCACCCGGAAUAUCACCGCCAUCGCCCGGCACUUGCCGUCGUGCGCGAACCGCGUCUCGGCCUUGAAGCUGAGGCUCAGCAGGUGCUUGACCGCCGGGUCCAGGUGCCCCCCGCCCACCACAAAGGCCACCCGGUCCACACACAGGAGGUCCGCCGUGUCCUGUGCAAACAGGCCCUUGCCCAGCUUGCCCCGCCUCAUCGCCCCAAACGGACUGGUCGCCCGCUGCUUGCCCACGCUGCCCUUGUCGAGGUAGCAUAAUGCGUCCAGCCCUUCCAGCAGCGCCGACGACUCGAUGGCGUCGAUCGCCUGCAGGGCCGUUUUGCCCGGCUGACAAUCAGAUGGAACCAGUGGGCGAGAGGGCACAGCUGCAGCACUGGCGGCUGGGUCUGCCGGCGGGGGCUGGGACUCGUUCGCCAGGGCGGCCUUGCGCGGCGUCCAUUGGGCGUCGGACAGCCACUCCUCCACCCAGCUCUUGCGGAACGGUGCCGCGUCGAUGCUGAGGUAGGCGCAGAGGUUCUCGGCCACCGUGUGCAGCGACUGCGCCUCUUGGCGGCAGUGGUCGGGGGAGAGGGUCUGGUGGAUGCGCUGCUGGACUGGUGUGGCGAGGGUGUAGUGUGUGGGCCGCAUGAGUAUGGGUAUGAGGUAGAAGUAGAGGGCCUUGAUGGCCAGCUGCGGGUCGGCCAGCAACAGGUCCUCGAACAGCUCCAGGUGGUGCUGCCGCAGCUCCCACUGCGCACUCAGCAGGUCGUGCAUCUGCUUGAACGUCCGGGAAGGCGCCGGGCACAGCGGUGGGGGGGCCACACGCGGCCGCCCAUACAGCGACCCCGCGCUCGCCACCGUGGCCUGGUCGUCAUCCACCGCCCGUGCCGCCACGGGCGCGGGCGUCGAACCAGUGUCGGGGUCGAAUCGGCAGGCCCACUUGGUGAGGGCCAGCUUGGCGGGACCCAAAGGCAGCCGCCUGAUGACCUUGUCGGCCAUGGUGCGUGCCGCCAUGGUGUCGUUGACCUCCCCCAGGUGGUGCUGCACAGCCGCCAGGUCCAAUGCGGUGUCAGGUGGCUGUGGCGAUGGGCCGCCGGGCAGCGGGGGGAAGAGUGGCGUGUGCGAAUCUCGGAUGGCGUUGUCGACAGCCUGGAGGUGGAGUGUGUCGGGUGAGAGGGAGAGGGGCUCGGUGAGUGGGAGCAGGGUGGCGAUGUUGGUGAGGUCGACCUCUGGCGCCAGGAUUUGCAGCGCCUCGUGAGGCGAACUCAGCAGCUGCAAAAAUAGUGAGUGAGUGCAUCACAUCACAUGUGAGUGACAGAGUGAUAGAGCGAGCGGUGAGUCCGGCACUCAGCAGCUCACCGGAUGGAGGGGGAGACGCUCGUAGGCAAGGCUCUUGAAUAUCUGACACACACACACACACACACACAGGGGCACAUUGACUAUCUUCCACGUGUUCAUUGUGGGCUGUGGGUGGCGGUCAACUGUCUGUCUGUCUGACCUCUUCGGCUUCUCUGCUGCGAGUGUUGGGCAUGCCCUCGGCACCGCUCAGCUCGACACCACUCGGCGGACACACGCGCCUGCCACACACACACACACACACGCACAUGAAACACCUCCCUCCCUCCGUCCCGCUCUCUCUGCUUCACUUGUAUGUCUCGAGCACUUGCAGCGCCAUCAGCCCCCGCUGCGCCAGCGUCAGGAUGACGGCGUGCGGCACCGAUGGCGACAGGUUGUGAAUCACCGACACCGCAGGGCUGGAGUCGGGCGACAGGGCGAAGAAGUCACUGUCACUGUCACAGCGCUGGUCCCUCGGCCGCCGCUUGUCGAUGUCGUCGAGCAGGCCGAAUAUGAAUCUCAGUCGCUGGUAGUCGUAGGGCGACACGCGGGUGUAGCACUGCUGGGUGAGCAGGGUCUCCAGCCGCUGGGAGCCGAGGGCGUCCGUCAUGGCCAGACCCAACGGGAUGGCCGUCAUGUAGUAGGGGUCCAGCUCGUGGGUGGUGGUGUGGGUAAGGCGAGAAUAUGGUGCCUGCACAGACAGGACACACACGAGCCGAGCCGCCAAACAUUAAUUGCCCGGAGGGACGUCGGUGGUUUAAUCUAUGCCUCCCCUCCCUCCCUCCUCCCUCCCUCCCUCACCAUGUGCCCUUUGCAACUGUGGCCGAUCGGUCCGGCGGCAUUGCUGCUAUGUGCUCUGUGUUUCUUGUGUGUCUGUUUCUCGGUUGUGUGUGGGGUGAGGAGGAAUAGCUGGACCCAGAGGCCGACAACCUCCUCCUCUGGUAUGAGGUAGUCGUUGCCGUACUCAAGGGCGGUGUCGAGGUCGAAGGCGCUCUUCUCGAGCAAUGGUUUGAGCAAACGGCGCUGGUACCGAUGCAGGCUGUCAGGCUGCUUCGGGUCGCCCUUGUCGUAAUACCUGAAUGCCCGGUAUAUAUACGAGGGAGGGGGAGAGGGGGAGAGGGGGAGAGAACGAACGGACGGCUGUAGGUGGACAUUUCUGUCCGUGUCUGUGUGUCUGUGUGGUCUGUGUGUGGUGAGCUGGCUGACUCGGAGAGGUUGAGGUCGAUGUUGAGAAGGUCCAUGUGUUGGCACCACUUGCUGUUCUUCUGCACACGCUCCAUCUCCAGCCGCAUCAAACUGUCCUUCCAAAAGUUCCUGAAUGGGAAACCACACACACACAUGGGUGUUUUCUCCCGCCCCCCACUCUCACUGACUCACCCGAAGAGGUCGAUUCCGAGCCUGGAGAGGCACUGUAUGAGGUGCUGUUUGUCGCCCACAUGGUGGAUGGUGGGUUUGAAGACCGCCGAGAAGGCGUGUCGCUUUAUGAGGCCGCUCAGGUAGCCGAGGGCCAGCUCGUUGUCGAUCCUGUGAGGCAUCCGCAUCAGCUUACGCGCAAUCUGAGCAAACAAGUGGAUAAGCCAUCCAUCCAUCCAUCCAUUGAUCGGCCUCGGUGUCUGGUUAUCUUGUGUGUGUGUGUGUCUGUGCGUGUGUACGUCAGUGCAUGCGAGAGUGAGUUCGCUGACGUCGACCAGGAGCGGGUGUCGGAGUAUGAGUGCGAUGCUCAGGUUGAUGCUCUCCUCGGACCGCAAUGUGUUGGCGCACUCCUGAAGCACACCCACCACACACAACACAUCCAUCCUUGACAAAGACAGACAGACCAACAAGCGGCCGGCUGACCGUCACGAGCUCCUUGACGUCUUUGACCUGCUGCUCUGGCAUGGUCUUCUCGAGCGUCUGCCACACCCAUCCUACACAUACACACACACACACACACACAGAGGAGAGAUCACCUCCACACCGUCUCUCGUCCGUCUCUGACCAGCCUCCAGUCCCCCAGUGGCCCGCCGCAGCCCCUCCUUGAGUGCGAUGAACUCCAGUGCACGCUUCAGCGCAUCGGGGCCACGCGCUAGGUGCACCAGCUCCCGGAAGCGGCGCGAGAACAGCCGGCUCCUCACUCGGCGGAGCAUCUCGUUGGGCGAUUUGGUGCUGAGGGCCGUGGCGUCCGAUAGGUCCUCGUGCUCGCCCCACUGGCCGCUGGUUGUGAUGGUAGCGGUGGCACACUCGUUGUCGAGGCCUGUGAGGAAGAACGGACCCUCCAGUGACACACCUGUCAACACACAGCAGACAGACAGACACACAGAUGGAGAGUGACGGGUGCGACCAUUGUGUGUGUGUGUGUGACGGACCUGCGGUGUCGAGAAUGUCUGUGUGCAGGAGGUAGUCGAAGCUCCAGAGCAGGUCGUUGAGGUAUGCCACGGUCCCCUGCACCCGCGACGAAGGCAGCAGCGGCACACACGCCGUCAGCACCUCCACCAGCUGCGCGAGCCCCUGCAGCACACUCGCGGGCCGCGCCCGCUCCUCGCGACACUGCUGGUGGAAAUCGGCCACUAUCUUUCUCACCAGAUCCACCUGGUUAUUGACAAUCGCUGGAACGUCAUGGCCACCCCUCUCUCUCUCUCUCUCUCUCUCUCUGUGUGUGUGUGUGUCCUUAGUAUUGCUCACUGACCAGUGCGACAGCAGUGUCGGGUGAGGGGCUCUUGUUGAGCUCUGACAGCAGGCGGAGGCAGCUGCUGGUGGAGCCCUCGGCCACGGCCGUCCGGACACGCUGCUGCCGUAUGGACGCCUCGCUCACACCCAGCAGGCUGCCCAGCCGCAGACAGUGGGUGAAGGACAGCAGCGAGGCUGAAGUAGACUCCUCGGCUGUAGGUGAGUCGGGAGAGGGCCAUGCCACUCCGAGAGCAUCGCGCAUGGCGCCCUGACGGUGGAUGGAUGGCACACCAAUGCACGUACGCGCUCACACACUCACCAUGACCUUGUUCUUUUCUUUUCUCGGAAGUACCGUUUGUGUGAGCAGGUCCUCCUUUCUGCAGAGCGUUUCGAACAGCUGCUCGCCGGUGAUGAAAACACCACCACCGGUUGCCGCCUCCUCGUCGUCCACCACUGCCUCACCGGCCCCGUCGGCCGCCCACUCGUCCUCGGCGCUCUCAUCCUGCUUGCUGUCGAUCCAGCUGGGCCCCACAUACAGCCCGAACUGCUCCUGAAGCUUGCGCACCCGGCUGAGUGUCUCCAGGGUCUGCCAGUGGCUCCACCGCAACGCUAUCGGGGCACUCGGCGAUCCACUUGGCUGCUGCUGCUGCUGCUGGUGCUGCUGGUGGUGGUCGAGAGGGUGCUGGAUCUUGGGUGACGACCCAUCGGUGGUGGUGGUGGUGUCUUGGAGCAUGGUGUUAUCGGAUGUUUCCAGGUGCGCCUGCAGCAGCUCUGUGGCAGCGACGGCCACGACACGUGCCAGUCGCUCGAGGUCGGCUGUGGGUGAGGCUGACGGGGGGGCCUCGUUGGUGCUGGAGGAAGGGGGGGCCGCCUGAUGAGCAAACAAAGGGAUGGAUGGCACGAGAAAUGGGCUCAUGUCUGUCUGGAUGAAAUUUCAUUGUACGUUGCUGGUGCGGCUGACGAGGCAGUGGAGCUGCGGUGCUCCGUGCAGUGGGGCCAUGGCUGUGGGGUCUGCGGCGUGUAUGCUGGUGGCGAUGUCGUCGAGGUGCACCCACACACUGGACACGAAGUCCUGCAACACCGCAACACUGACACACACAGACACAUAGAGAUUACGGUGAACACUGUGUGUGUGUUGUUGUUGUUGGUUCCUUACGUGUCCUCCGCAGUGUCGGAGCAGUCCAAGAUCUCACACAGACUGAGGGUCAGCUCCUCUCUCCAGUGGUGGGGGUGCUCCUCUCCGCUGCUGUUGAUGGUGGGACUGUCCGGUCGGAAGCGGUGCACAAUGGCCCACAGGCGCUCUCGGCAGAGGUCGCGCAACGUCACGCAGUAGUGGGGGAAGGUGCGCACCAGCCUGGAAGCAACAGAGAAGUGGAUUGAUUGUGUGGUGCAUUCAUUCGGUGCAUGCCAUGGUGUUAGUUACUUGAUGGCGUCUUGAAACGACUGCUGGCCCAUGUCGGUCAGCCAGACUACGUGCUUGACCACAUUCCUGCAGCCGUGAUGGCCAUGCGACACAGUACAUGGAUGGCCAUCACUUAUGGCACCCUGAGCUGAGAGCUGGUGUUCUGUUGUCUUUGUCGCCUCGCCCUACUUACACGAAGUACUGCCCGUGCAGCUCUGAUGCGAUGAUGGUCUUGUCGACGUGGUACUUCUUGAGGAUCAGCGCCGCCGCCCGCAAGUCCAUCUGCUCCUUCAGCCCACACACCUGCAGAGACGAAGAACCAACACAGCCACACAAGACACCAACACAACACAGACAUCCAUGUGUGUGUGAGGUGUGAGCAGUGUUGUUGUGUGUGUCACGAUUGGCACCUUACCUUCUUGGUGUUCCAGGCCAUGCUCUCCUCGAGCAGCACCUCGGCGUCCUGGGACAGACCCACCUGCCUGAAGACAGCCAGUGAGCCGGGCAAUGAGCUUAGCUCGACGUGAUUCCUUUGUGUGUGGUGCGGAUGGAUGUCUGUCUGUCUGUCUGUCUACUUGCAGUGUGUGAGCAGCUGCAGCAGGCACUCGGCACGCAAGUCCUCGUCGCCAAUGCAACGCAUCAACGCCACAGCCCUACACAUACACACACGAUCCCAUCACCCUCUCCCUCCCUCCCUCCCUCCCCCACCCACCACACCCACCCCUCCCUCACCUGUUCUGCACCUCCCAGUCGAUGUCGGCCGAUGCGGUGGUGGUGAGUGUGAGGUCCUCGACCAUCCGCAUGACGUAGUCUUGCACCACACCGUCGCACGACAGACGGUGCGCCACGCAGAAGGGCGCCACGUGCUGCCGCACCUCCUCGGCUAUCAGCGAGGGCGACAGGGCACGAUUGAGCAGCCAGAAGGCCACACGCUCCCAGGAGCCGCCCUCCAGGUCGCUCAGCCGGACGGGCAGCUGAAACUGACUCCUGAACCACAUGAACAGACACACAAAGGAGAGAAAUGAGAGAGAGAGGAUGAAAGGGUGGCUGCGGUUGGUGUGUACCGGAGCUGUGCGCUUUCAACGAGUCGGCAGUAGAGGAUGCUGAUCUCGUGGAAGUGGUCUCUCCCCCUCUCGCCAUCAUCCCCACCCCCACUGCGUGUGUCGGCCGCCAUGACGGAGGGGAUGAUGGACACGUCGCCUCCCGACGGACCGCAACCGUUCCAAAACACCCCGUCCUUCACAGCCUGUAAGGGGAACCACCGGUGCUCACGAUGGUGUUGAAGUGGGCGGCUCCACGGCAGCACCGGGCCGCCAUCGGCGUCAUCAGCUGCUGUCCGAGUAUCGCUGCCAACGACCGGCGACUGACCGAUGCACACACAUGGACGGAUGGAUGGAUGGAUGAACGGAUUGUUGUCUUUUCUCGGUGGCCCACCUGUUGUCUGUGAGAGAAUAGACAUGACAGCAGGAGCAGCGAGGCGGUGGGGCUGCUGCACUGCUCCUCCAGAAGCUUGGCGCGAUCCAUCAGCCAGCUCAGGAAACGAUCCCUGCAACACAACACAGCACAUCACGGCAAGAGAGGAGGGGCAUCUGUCGACUCCAUCCAUUCCAGCUUUUGCCUGUCGUCGUCAGACAAGGCACCUGUGUCUGAUGAAAGGCAGUACGUGUGCCCGCAGCCAGCCGGGGAGCAGGGCCUCGUCCCGACCCGACAGGUCGGCAGGCAACUCCUCCAAUAUGCUCAACAGCUGCACACGCACACCCAGGCAGACGGUCGGACAGAAAGGACUAAACCACAGCCACGGUGCCAAUCCCUUCAGUGACCGUCGUUGCUGACCUCUGAUGACCGCUCGUCAUCGUCACUGCCGAAUUUGGUGGCGUGUCUGCCGACAACAGCCACCAGCUCCUGCACCCGGCCGCCCUGCGCCAGCUCCACACACAGACGCGGGAGGGACGAUUUGCGAAAGGCACCCCAACGAUGCCUGAAGUCGCCUGUGCGUGUAGACACCAGGAUACACCGGAUCGCCUCUGUGCCUUCGUGUGUGUGUGUGCACUGUCUGUCAGCCAGUCAUUCACCUGUGGUGUCCUGUGUGGGCAUUGUUUGGAGCAGCUCGAAUGUCGCGAGCCUGUGAAUGGUCUCCUGGAUCGUCAUGAGCGGCUUCGUUGAUGUGUCGCCGCCCCUGGCCGUGGUGCAGCGACGCAGCACCUCGGCUGUGCGCUUCAGCAGGUCCUUCGUCUGCACUGCAUCCCUACACACACACGGGAGCACCAAGACCUGUGCACGUCUGUCUGUGCGGCGUCGGGAUGCUGGCCGACUGACUCACUUGCACGACGCCUCGCAAGCCUGCUUGGCCACGAAGGAUGGUUUGGAGGGCGCCAGCUCCUCCAAGAGGGGCAUGAUGUCGUCGACUUGUGUGUCCUUGGCACCCUCGCAGAGCUGCUUCAGCAUCAACUCUACCUGAAGCAAGGGAGGGAAGGACAGCGCUCGUAGUGGGUGCGGGUUGCCUCUAGCUGUACUAGGCUGUGCUGACCUUGAGUCUGAGCAUCGCCUCGUUUGAGCCAGCGGCUUUGAGCGCCUGGAGCAUGGCCGACUCCUCGCCCAUGUCCUGACACCAACACAACAAACUGUGUGGCCAAGCUAUGGAUGCACAUGACAUGCAACGCCAUGCAACUCCACCCACCGCCUCCCCUCUCUCUCUCUCUUCAUCCGGCCUCACUCACCUCAUUCGGCAGCUCCUUGGGGCUCGCCAUGACGAUGUGGCCCGGCGCCCCCGCCACCAGCAGCCCCACACUGCCGCCCCCCCCUCUCUCGCACUCGUCGUCCCCCUCCAACACACACGUGGGAUACGGCAGGGACCGCCACAGUGGCGCCAUGGGGCACACUGGUGGCUUGGCUGCUGGCGGCAUGUCGAUGGAGAGGAGCUGGGUGGGUGUCUGGUGCUGCAGGCCCCAGAUCUGGACCUCGUGUGGCAGCCGGACGGCAGCACAGGUGCGCCACGACCAUGAGGGGGGCUGGGGGACGGCUGACGGCCCAGCUGUGGGGGAGGGAAGACCACCCUGGCGGAAAGGCAGCUUGAGCAACGCGACACCUGGAUCACAACGGUGGGAAGGGGCGAUGACUUCACCCACACAUUUUGUAGGGAUUUCCCUCUCCUGCUUACUCUGGAAUGCUUCAGCACCCUUGAGCUCGAUCUUGCGUAUCUUUUGCGGCAGGGGCAGCGCCAGGAAGGCCGCGAAGUCGUGCACCAUCACAACCACAACCGGACGGCCAUCCUCGCCAAUCUCACCUGAAGAACGACCGGACAAUCAGAAAGACGUAGCAUAGCAUGAUGCGUGUAGCCUAGCCUACUUUGCACGGUAUAGAGGAAUCGACGCUUGGACGUCGGCUGUUUUGCCGUGGCGGUGGUCUGUGUCUGCAUGGCGGCCGUGGCUGUGCCGGUGGACGACUCCCCCGCUGACGUGACGCUCUCCGUGUCGCUCCUCGCACCCGGCGCUCUGUCCUCCUCCCCGCCCUCCUCGACGAAGGCCACAUGGGUGUAGCCACCGACAGAUCCGUUGCCGGCCGGCCAGCACUGUUGCUCCCACAGCAUGUAGGGACCGUCACACCCAGCCUGUGUGUGACGUGACGGCAACAGGUGGGCAAGAAAGGUCGGUAGGUGCAGCGCGUCAGUCAGGGUGUGGGUGGCGUGGUGUCUGAGUGUGCUGCCUGUAGAUAGAAGCAUACGUGUAAAAGUUGGAGUGUGGUGUUGCUCCAGACACAGACGUAGCCCUGUGUCAGGGAGCUGCCUGAACGGAACGGAACGGAACAGUGGUUGGUUGGUUGGCUGAUUGGUUGGCAGCCAUCCGAGGGUCCGUUCAGUUCAGUGGCCAUGUGCGGUGUACCCGGUAGUAUAGCGAUCCCCGUCACAUCACCACAACACGACACCGACGACAACGUCAUCUGAACAGAAAAAUAAAAACCGACGCCGCUGUUGUCCCGACGAAUCUUCCAGGCCCUGACCUGACUGACCAUUCGCUCGCUGACCUUUCUGGCAAUCCUCUGUUUGACCUGUUCCCUCUCCCUCUCGUCCGCCCGCUGUGUCUUGAGCUCCUGAAGGUCCACGUUGCCGCACAGCAACAGCUCCCCAGCCCCUAGGACCACCAGCAGUGUCUGGUAGGAAGCUGCUGCAGGACUGCGCAGAGACCAAAACAGAGACCAGACCAGCACAUCAGCAGAUAUCUAGAUGGACUCACAAACGGCUCCAGGACAACCAACACCUUCCUACCUGUUGUUGUCCAGAAAACUGCCGUCGAGGCUGGUCCUGAAGCAGCACGCCAUGGUGGCCACCCGGAAGUCGUCCGACAGUAACUCCGACGCACGGGGCAAACCGAGAAGCUUCAGCUGAGUGCCGCCACACAUACACACACAGACACACACACGCACGACACUGAUUGCCUGCCUGUGUGUAUCGAUGGCCAUCCAUCGGGGGUGGGUGGGUGCGGCGUAGAGUACCCACCAUACCAUGUGUGGCAGGUGGACCUUCCACGAGAACUCCAGCCUCCCACAUGGCCCGUUCUCUGCAGACGAGUUCUCUGAAGCAGCUACGAGGAGCAAAACCAUCACAGUGCCUGAUGUGAUAAAGAAACCAAGCCCACACACACAUACAAAGUCACACACAUCAAGCACAGCACAUCAAGCUCUGCGGACCCUGUGGCGUGGCAGCGAAGAAGAAGUCGCCACAUGCGCUCCAGCAGCAGCAUGACAGCGCCUUCCCGUCAAGCCUGCUGCCCAGAUCUAACCGACAGAAGCCCUCGUUGUGCGACGCUUCUUCCGACGCGGCGGCCGAUGGCAGGGCGUUGAGAUACACCUCUGACGAAGUGAGGGCUGCGAUGAGCUUCCUCCUGGGAUGGACGCAGAUCUGCCAGAUCAGAGCAGAGAAGUUGAAUGAUGCCCCGAGAGGACUUGUUUCAUGUACCUGCAGGAUGUCGUGGCUAGUGUCUGCAUCUCGGCAACGGAGAUGAGCCACGUUCAUGCUG
Messenger RNA from Vitrella brassicaformis, 12456 nucleotides. The record is from the annotation of a GenBank genome assembly. NCBI's taxonomy places the organism in Eukaryota, Vitrellaceae.